Salpingoeca rosetta is the source of this 1373-nucleotide messenger RNA. RefSeq lists its product as uncharacterized. Lineage: Eukaryota; Choanoflagellata; Craspedida; Salpingoecidae. The transcript has 12 exons. Gene Ontology annotation, molecular function: polynucleotide 5'-hydroxyl-kinase activity. Gene Ontology annotation, cellular component: nucleus. The record is from RefSeq and is a predicted model, not a curated record. Gene Ontology annotation, biological process: tRNA splicing, via endonucleolytic cleavage and ligation. Bases 20 to 1291 code for a protein of 423 amino acids.
CGCAAAGCCAGCAACGGAGAUGGAAGAACAAACGCGAACGACAGAGACGCUGAGCAAAGGGCAGGAGCUGCGAGUGGAGGCUCAGCCACAGCAGCCGGUCUCCGUCAAGGUCAACUUUGGCAAAGCCGAGCUGCUAGGCACAGAGCUUGUCGCAGGCAAGGAGUACAAAUUGAGCAGUGAAAGUCAGCCCAUCUUCACUUGGCACGGCUGCUCCAUCGCACACACCGCAACCACGGAUGCAGCUUAUGUCGCAGAGGAAACGCCCAUGCGGCAGAUGCUGAACCUGCACGCGGCUUUGGAGAACCAGAGACAAAAAGCGCAUGAUUCCAACGGCCAGGGCCCAAGGAUCAUGGUUGUGGGUCCAGACUUUUCCGGCAAGUCGAGCUGCUGUAGGAUUCUUGCCAACUACGCCUGUCGCAUGUACCGCACGCCCAUCCUCGUCGAUGUUGAUCCAAAUGAUAAUUUCUUUGGCAUGCCGUGCUGUGUUGCCGCUGCGCCUGUCACGCAACCAGCCGACGCCAUAUCGGGCUUUGUUGAUGCAACACCAGUGUUUUUCCACUUUGGCCACACCACCGUCAAGGGGAAUUCAAAGUUCUAUGCGAAAGCGGUGGAGCGCCUUGGCAAGACCGUGCAGGCCAAACUCAGCGAGGAUGACAAGGCGCGGGCAUCUGGGGUCGUUGUCAACUGCCCCACGUGCCCUUCCGAUACGCUUCUUCAGAUUCAGGCCGCUUUCAAUUGUGAUGUGAUUUGCGUCCUGGACCAAGAACGCCUCGUGAACGAACUCAAGCGCAAGCUUACCGCUUCCAAGGUGGACGGGGUAAAGAUUCUCAAAAUUCCCAAGUCUGGUGGUGUAAUCCCACUGGAAACAGAGGCCAAGCUGCGGCGAACACAGGAGCGCAUUCGCCAGUACUUCUAUGGCGUCCCCCACCAUAACCCGUUUAUGCCCCACUCAGUCUCCAUCCCCUUUUCAAGACUGCGCCUCUUCAAAGUUGGCGCACCGGAGGUGCCACUGGAUUGUUUGCCGAUUGGCGCCAAGCGCACCGAACACGAACUCGAGCUUGAGCCCAUCCUCAAGUUCUCCGUCGACCUGCUUCGGCACGUGGUUUCUGUGGUGGGAUGCGAGAUGACGGCAAACUCUGAUCAGAUCAAGUACAGUGCAUUGUGUGGGUUUGUCGUCAUUGAAAGCUACAACGAGGAGCGCGAUUCGAUCAAGCUGCUGGCCCCAGCACCCGACCGUCUUCCAUCCACCGUGUUUCUCUUGCACGAAACAUCAUUCUCUGACACGUCCUAACCGCAACUUGAUGACCAUAGUACAAUCGUCGUCGCCUGAUGGAUGUUGCUUGUACUCUUGCUAUUAAACCCGUUUUAGCCGG